UCCGAGUCAGCAACACGACACGCACAACAAUCAAUUCAUUGAUGAAACUCAUUAUAGUACCACUAAAAUUACCUAGAAUCAGAAGAUAUUACCAUAAGUUCAGCAUAAUUAUUUUGUGUCCGUAACGUUAUGUCUAGCGGUAGUAAAAAGUAUGGACUUAUUUUACCAGACAAAGCUAAGUCAAAUAAACCUAUAUUUGAAGCAUCGAGGAAUGUGUUCGGCAAUGAUUCUGAAUCUGAUGAUGACUCUAUCAACAAGCCAGUAUUAUUGAGACCAAGUGACAACAUUAAUCGUCAGGCAAAGAUUACCCAAAGUAAGGCUAUAGAAGAGGAUCCUACAAUAUAUCAGUAUGAUGAAAUAUAUGAUUCAAUGACCAUCAAGAAGGAAGAAAAGAAACAGAAAGUGAAGGAACUUAAACAACCAAAGUAUAUUGAAAACCUGUUAAAAACUGCUCAUAAAAGGAAAUUGGAAAAUGAACGCAGGGUUGAAAGACAGAUUCAAAAAGAAAGAGAAAAAGAAGGUGACGAGUUUAAGGACAAGGAAGUGUUUGUGACUUCAGCAUAUAAAAAGAAAUUGGAAGAUUUGCGUUUAGAGGAGGAGAAAGAAAAACGUGAAGAAUAUUUAGAAAAAAUCGGUGAUGUUACUAAGCAGAGAGAUUUAGGAGGAUUUUAUCGACACUUAUAUGAGCAGAAGUUGGGUUCAGACAAGGUAUUAGAUGAACCAGCGGAAACAAAGGACAGUCAUGCAGAUGAAACGUUUAAAAAUAAACGUAAAGCUAAAAAUGAAGAUAAUGAAGAUGCAGCAAAGAAAAGGUCUUACAGGAAAAGAAAGUUAUCUGCAGAAAAUGAUAGACAUCUGUCUGAGGGAGAAAUUGUGGAUUCUGAUGAUGAAAUUAAUCGUGUAAAUCUUGCUGAUAUAAGGUCGUCUAAAAAACUCAAACCGAUUGAAGAUAAUAUAGAUGCAGACUCUGAUUUUUCAAUUGAUUCUUCAAGUGAAGAUGAUGAGACAAACAAGACAAAAGCGAAAAAGACAAAGAAAAAUGUGGAGAAAAAUGAGAAUGUCAAGAAUGUUAAUGUCAGAACUGAUGCUCCUGAAGAGAGGACGCCGCCAAAACAAAUAGAAGAAGUUAAAGAAACGUUAGUUGAGACAAAAGCAGAGGUCGCUCCAGCGCCCAAACCCAAAAUAGACAUUUGGAAGAAGAGAACUGUGGGUGAAGUGUUUGAUCAAGCUUUGAAAAGGUACUAUGAAAGAAAAGCUGCUAAAGGUUAAUUUAAAGAUCUUUACUAUACUUAUAUUACUUAUAUCUACUAGGGUAGUAGAAAAUUCAUUUCCGGGAUCAUGUAUUGAAUCUUCAUUUGUGUUACACCACCACGUAAUGUGCUUUGCAGUGGACUGAAAAUAAAAAAAAUAACUACAUAGAUAACAAUUCAU
Messenger RNA from Cydia splendana, 1431 nucleotides. Its product is annotated as nuclear speckle splicing regulatory protein 1. Gene Ontology annotation, biological process: regulation of alternative mRNA splicing, via spliceosome. The transcript is spliced from 5 exons. The record is from RefSeq and is a predicted model, not a curated record. The coding region runs from base 130 to 1269 and encodes 379 amino acids. Lineage: Eukaryota; Metazoa; Arthropoda; Insecta; Lepidoptera; Tortricidae.